Molecule: messenger RNA, 545 nt
Organism: Hermetia illucens (black soldier fly)
Lineage: Eukaryota; Metazoa; Arthropoda; Insecta; Diptera; Stratiomyidae
Exons: 3
Coding region: 72-419 (115 amino acids)
Source: RefSeq, a predicted model, not a curated record
CAUCAGUUCGCAGUCUUUGCUUUAUUGUAAGCGGCUGGUGGAAAUAAUCUAUUAGACGCAGAAAGUCAAAAAUGGUGCAGAUACUGGUUUUCGUUGGAUUGACCUUUUUGGUAGUGGCUAGUGCACAUGAAAGCUAUCUCCCUAAUUCAAGGCAUCCAGAUGUGCAGGACAAAUGUUUCAUUAAAGAAACUGGAGAUUUUAUCGAAUUCGAUAAAUCAUUGAAGCCUAUUGGAAAAUGUGUUAGAUACACUUGUCGAGAUGAUUUCGUCGUUCAAGUCAAUGAAUGUUCUCGAUAUAUGCAACCAGAUAACUGUGAGAUAUUGCCCCGCGACUUGAAGCAACCAUUCCCCGACUGUUGCCCCAAAUUGAGCUGUAUCGAUAAUGAUGGUAAUAUUGAAAUAAGGAAUACGAGUGCAUGAUGAGAUUACCGUAAUGCUACCCUGGUGUGGAGUUCACACACGUCUACACAAUACAUUUACUUGUGAAUACAAAGAUACAGUGAUUAAAUUAAAUUUAAGAAUGAAAUAAAAUAAGUUAAAUUUCUA